Messenger RNA from Alternaria rosae, 1458 nucleotides. Its product is annotated as alpha/beta hydrolase fold-domain-containing protein. Gene Ontology annotation, molecular function: hydrolase activity. The transcript has a single exon. Lineage: Eukaryota; Fungi; Ascomycota; Dothideomycetes; Pleosporales; Pleosporaceae. The record is from RefSeq and is a predicted model, not a curated record. Bases 358 to 1371 code for a protein of 337 amino acids.
GCGCAACGCCUUCUUGCGUGAUGCCCAAGACAUUUGGCAAGCACCUCCAGAUCGACCCACUCUCGGAAGCGUUCACAUCGUUCCGCUUUUAGUCAGGGUCUUCUCUAUCAGGCCUAAAGGUUGGGUCACGACGUCAUUAAAGCCCUGAUAUCCCGUCUUUUUACUAGAGAACGAGUCGCCCUGCGCGCGUGGGCUUGCUGAGGCCCCGUAAUCGACGAUGCUCGCUCCUCUUUCUUUGCGCCCCAAAAUGCAUCCAGCCAAGCGUGCUUAUUCCCACGCGUCCAACAUUCCUCCAGUCCUUGCCACGGAGCUUCCUCCGUCUUUGUGUCUACAGCAACCGUUAUCAACAUCACCACCAUGACAGGGGCUACAACGACCAGCACCACUGCCAAGACCGGCUCCUCGAUACAGCUCACGCAUCGCGAUGAUCGCACCUUCCUCAUGGCUGUGGUACAGUCUCUGGUACGACUAAUGCGCGUUCGCAUCAGCAACCGUCAAGCCGACCACGAGGGCGGCUCAAUCCGACUCAAGCCCAGCAAAUCGAACCUCUCCCAGUGUACCCUCCACGAACGAACCGUAUGCGACAUACACAUAUACGAUGUCGUACCACCCAACAAGGCAGAGAAGAGCUCGAAGAAGCGGAUAUACUACUUCGCUGGUGGUAGUUGGCAGGAACCGCCUUCUCCACAGCAUUACAAGAUAUGCGCGAAGCUAGCCAAAGAAAUGUUUGACACAUCCAUAUCGAUUGUGUCGACACCUCUUGCCCCCAACGACCCCGCGCACAAGUCUUUCCCUGUAUGCCAAAAAACCUACCGGGCUUUGAUGGCCGAAGCGGAAGAGGCUGGAGAAAAAGUUAUACUGGCGGGCGACUCCUCGGGAGCAAACAUCGCUUUGUGUCUGGUACUGGAGGCCCUGCGGGAGGAUAGCGAGAACGAAGGAGUAGAGAUCAAGCAGCUUCCACACCCCGUCGCCAUAAUGAACGUAUGCCCAUCGACCGAUUUAACUCGCCAAAACUCCGAUAUCGAUAAAGUGGCACCUCGAGACCCUCUCCUCACACCCAAGAUCAUCAGGGCGACAGCGAAAGCAUGGCAAGGGGACUGGGAUGCCGCCGAUCGCCGCAUUUCGCCCAUCAACGGCGACAUCUCACUACUUGCCAAGAAGGGCAUCAAGGUGCACGGAAUAACUGCUGGAUACGAUGUGCUGAGCCCAGACGGCGUCAUUUUCCGCAAGAAGUGCGAGGAACACGGUGUCAUAGGCGAGUGGGUUCAUUGGGAGAAGCAAAUGCACUGCUUCGUUCUGACCAUGCCGUACGGGCUGGUCGAAGCAAAGGACGCCUGUCAGUGGAUCGUUGAUGUCCUGAAGAAGGAAUGAGUUGGGUGCCGAAGUCUUGUGUCCGAGUAAGAGAUACCCUUGCUUUCUAUGCGCGCAUAAUCUGGUUAGGUAUAAUAAUAUUACAGC